AUGCUGAAUGGUACUGGUUAUAUCACCAUUCCAGGAGCAGUUGUCAAGACCAAUGAAAGCUAUUCAGUUGCUGCAUGGGUUAGAAUCUUCAAAUUUAAAACAACGGAUACCUAUCAAACCUUCGUUACUAUUGUUGGUGCACAAAUUAGUGAAUUUUUUCUCCAGUUGCGUGGUGACAACAGGCGUUUCUCGUUUGUUGAAGUUACUGCUGAUCAUGGUGGGGCUCCUGGUGCUGCAGCUACUGCUACGGCAAUUACAGUGACUCCAAAUGUUUGGUAUCAUUUAGUCGCUGUUUCCGAUACGUCAUUGCAGCAGAUCCAAAUCUAUGCUAACGGGGAGCUGCAAUCUACGGUAACAUUUGCUGGCGGAUUUCCAGCCUCUCAUAAUACGAUAAUCGGACGUAGUUUAGUUGCUGGAAACUUUGCUGACUGGGUAUUCGGCCAAAUUGAUGAAGUUUACUUGUACACCGGAGUGUUAACAAGCGAUAAAAUUAAAGAGUUAGCCGCAAUCUCUCAGGGUGAGCAACGCUAA
Molecule: messenger RNA, 531 nt
Organism: Didymodactylos carnosus
Lineage: Eukaryota; Metazoa; Rotifera; Eurotatoria; Philodinida; Philodinidae
Source: the annotation of a GenBank genome assembly